Molecule: messenger RNA, 2603 nt
Organism: Pocillopora verrucosa
Lineage: Eukaryota; Metazoa; Cnidaria; Anthozoa; Scleractinia; Pocilloporidae
Product: WW domain binding protein 1-like
Source: RefSeq, a predicted model, not a curated record
CUAGAUUCGUGGCAGAUGUCCAACAUUAUUCAUCAUUCGGAGAUCGAUCUUUUUUCUUUUCCGUUGCUUUCUUACUAACUUUGAUAACAUCGCAAUUCUUGGAAGCCCGCAUCAAAUCCUAUCGGGAUAUGAAGUUGUAACAUAAUCUUAAAGAUGUGUAUUUUCUGCCCUUCUAGCGCGUAACGGAACUGUAGGAACCAUUCUCUUCGUCUAAAUAUUAUGGCAAAGAGGGGCGGUAGCGACGCUGGAAACCCAGAACGAGGCCAUUAUCUUUGCUCACUAACCCUGAAGACUGAGAAAACAUUGCUUAAGGAAACUUGAAAUCGCAUCAUGGACCCGCUUCCAUCCCGAUUACUUCUUCUUUUUACUGCAGCCAAUCUUUGGUUCGAAGUGGCAUUGGCAAAGGAAUAUUGCGGAUCUGUGGAAGGAAAAGAAUACUUCUGUGAUGAAGGCCAAUGCUGUGGAGAUUAUGACUGCUGUACCUACUUCAAGUACUACAAGACGUGGUGGUUCUGGUUGGUUUGGGCUGUUAUAAGUUUAUUGGGGUGCUGCUGUGCAUAUCACCGCAGACGUUAUUACGGAUGGCAUGGACACAUCAGGAAUUUUGUUUACCCAUUGGCUCCAGCCAGAACAGAAAAUCAACCACUGACUCCCUAUGACGAAUUUUUUUCUGAUCCCAACUACAAACUGCCAUCUUACGCUGAAGUAGAAGCCAUGGGUAGUCUGGGACCUCCAUCUGAUGGGGAAGGUGCCCCUCCCCCUUAUGUGGACCCACUUGCAAAUGAGGAUUUGGACGAUGAUGCUGACGACAUUGAAAAUGGUGAAAUAUUUUUGGAAAGUAGGGUGGAUGAUGAGAGUUCCAGGCCCCUUAUCCCCCCUGACACAGAAGUGCAGACAUCAGAGAACUCAUAAUAAUUCUUCUCAUGAAUUUCUUUUCUCAGCUGAGGGAAAAAAUAUGUGUUCACAAAAAUGUGAAUGCACGGGCCAUUUUUUCACACAAAUCUUCAAGCUGGCUCAGAUGCUGAGUUGACAAGUUAUGAAUACUAGUUGUAUAGGUUUUGAUAAUACAUAUAAAUUGAAACACAUUCUCACAUUGCUAUCAAACAUGAGCAUCUGAAAUAUGAAGGAAACAUUAUUUUAAACUGUGUUCAGUAAGACUAAUCAAAUAGGAGAUCAGGGCAUAUUAGCAAACCAAACCACAAAUUACUUGUGCUCCUUUGUCUAGAUUUCUCAGGUGGUAUUAUCUUGUUUUUAUAAAAAAAAUCACAUUCCAGACAAAUUUCUAGUGUUCACAAAGAGUGGAGUGAAGAAUGUAGUAAGGACUGAACCUGGCAGGUGACAUGCUUUCCCUACCAAUGAGAUAAAUAAUUCAUAGAUCCCUCUACCUGGAUGAAUCUCUUGGUUUAACCCUUUAGGUCUCAUUCAAAUCUCCCUGUAAUGUAAGCCUCAGCAAUCAAACUUGAAAUAGAGAUAUGAUCAUGAUACAAUAAUAAUAACUGUACAUAUAUGUAAAUAAUAUUCUUUCACUUGUUUGGAAUUGUUUGUGAUGAAAUAUAUGUCAAAAACAAUAUUGGCAUAUUAUUAAUAGUGUAUAGAAUCAAUGUAUAUCGUGGGUUUAUGAACAUUGUGAGGUAAACAUUUUCAUUUUACUUUCAUGUUUUGGAAAGGCUAAACAUGUAAAAAAUUCAUCCCUUGUAAGAAUUGUUAGAGAAAAUAACCAUUCUUAAUCAGCAAGUGAUAGAUUUCUCUAAAAGCCUCAGAUCUGGCUGUGUUUAUCAUUAUUCAUACAUUCAAUUAAUGUCUUGUUUGUGUGUUUCAGGUUUAAAAGAAUACUAUUAAUGUUACUUAAUAAGAAAGAGUUAUUUUUAAUAUUCUUGCAUGUGUAUAUAGUAACAACACUGAUAUAAAUUUAUGUACCAAUUUUUCAUGAAUUAUCAUGAUUAGUUCUGAGCUCUUAAAUUAAUGUACCACAAUUUGUGUUCAAUGUAGAUUAAACUUACAAAGACCAAACACAAUUUUUAUUUUUUGCUUUGACUUGUUCUGGCUCUAAGGUUUGGUAUCCUGCUUUUGCAUGCUGUCUGUUAGCUGACUCAGUUUUCAAGUUAGUCAUAAAGUGACAACUCAUAGGGUAAUUUCAAUUUUAGAGCUGGGGUUUCAGGAACUACUUGCACAGGCUGUUUUCCCCAUUUCACGACACAUCUAGUCUGAUAUUUCUCUUUCUUCCCCAAUAACACUACUGGUGUUUCUGGGGUAUGUAGGAGUAUUGAGGGUCUGUCACAAUACUCUGCCACCUCAUGAGAUGUAUGUGCAAAGAGAGGUGUCUCUGGUAUAGUUGAACAGGCUUUCUGUUCUCCCAUCUGAUGUACUGUUAAUGGGAAGUGUGGAGUCCUAGGAAUUAAUGGUUUGCCAAGCUGGUUUGCUUCAGAAAAGUUAUUUAUGUAUAAAGCAGGUGUUUUAGAAAUUUCAAACUUCUUUGCAUCACUUAGUGUUAUUUCUGAUUUUCUAAUUGCUUUAAAUGUCUUCGGUGCUGGAAAUUCUUUAUCUGUAUUGAUGUUUUCAAGGCAAUCUUCUAUGUUGCUAAGCAUUCCCUGAUGAAAGCUAUC